This is a messenger RNA of Chaetomium strumarium, 2005 nucleotides long. RefSeq names its product beta-lactamase/transpeptidase-like protein. The record is from RefSeq and is a predicted model, not a curated record. NCBI's taxonomy places the organism in Eukaryota, Fungi, Ascomycota, Sordariomycetes, Sordariales, Chaetomiaceae. The transcript is spliced from 4 exons. Bases 1 to 1860 code for a protein of 619 amino acids.
AUGUGGACAAGCAAGACGUCGGUGGCAGUCCUCGCCAUCGUGGCGGCAACCGCGCUCGCAGGACCCAACUGCCCUCCGCUCGGCCCAGCCUUCGAAAAGCCGUUCACUUUCAACACCAGCUCGGCCAUGCAAUCCGCCAUCGCAAACCUGACGGCAACGCUCACAGCCUGGGACCAGAGCAAUGCGUCGGCCAUCCGCUCCGACAUCACCAGCUACAGCAUCGAGGUCUUCAGCACCAGCAAAGAGCAGCCCCUGAUCUUCAGCUGGCACCACACGGCCCCGUCGCUGCUCGCACCACCAUCACCACCACCACCCACUACAAACUCAUCCAACAACAACAGCAACAGCACAGCUCGCCGUGUCGGCGUGUCCCAGGUCGACACCAACACGGUCUAUCGGCUCGGCAGCCUGACCAAGGUGUUCACCGUGUACACGUGGCUGGUGCAGGACGGCGACAGCAAGUGGAACGAUCCGAUCACGCGCUAUGUGCCCGAGCUGGCGGCGGCGGCGGAGCGGGCGAAACAGCAGGGAGCGGACCCCGUCGCGAAUGUGCCGUGGGACGAGGUCACUGUCGGUGCGCUGGCGGGGCAGUUGAGCGGCGCUAUUCGAGAUUAUGGCUUGAUGGGAGAAGUCACGCAGGAGUUUGAUCAAAACGAGGCGGUCGGGCUGGGAUUCCCGCCGCUGAGCAAGGGGGAUCCGAUGUUGCCCUCGUGUGGCCAGUGGCCGCAGUGCAAUAGGACGGAGUUCUUCAACGGCCUCCUCCGCGCCUACCCGUCCUUCGCGCCCUUCACCACGCCGGCAUACACCAACACGGGCUUCCAGAUCCUGGCCUACGCGCUCGAGAACAUCAAGGGCAGGUCCUUCGAGUCGAUGAUGCAGGAGAGCGUCCUCCAGCCGCUGGGGCUGAGGCACACGUACUACCGCAACGCCCCGGCCGCCGAGGGCAUCAUCCCGGGCAACAAUCUGUCCCAGGCCGAGUGGACCUACCAGCUCGGCGACGAGAAUCCCGCAGGCAACAUGUACUCCUCCGCAGCGGACAUCUCCGCCCUCGGCCGCGCCAUCCUGGCCUCAACCCUCCUCCCACCCGUCCUCACACGGCGCUGGCUCAAGCCCGCAGUCCUGACGUCCGAGCUGAUCGCGGGGGUGGGCUACCCGUGGGGCAUCCGACGCAUCGCCCUCCCGUCGUACGGCGCCAACGGCAAGCGGGUCGUCGACGCCUUCAACAAGGCCGGCCGCAUCGGGUACUACUCGUCUCUGUUAGUGCUGCUGCCGGACUACGACGCCGGCUUCACCGUGCUGCUCGCCGGCGAGGCCAUCCCCGGCAACGCCAACUUCAACCUCGCCGACGUGGUGGGCGCCGCGCUGGUCCCCGCGCUGGAGGCCGCCGCGAGGGAGCAGGCCGAGGCCAAGUUUGCGGGCGAGUACUACCACAACAACGACGGGGGCAAUUCAUCGUCGUCGUCGCGGCUUCGGCUGACGACGCAGUCUGAUCGCCCGGGGCUCGGGAUUGAAGGUUGGGUGAGCAAUGGCACUGACAUGCAGACCGUGGCUGUUGUGCUCCAGGGCGGGUAUGCGCCGGUCAAUCCGAGCAUCCGGCUGUACCCGACGGGGCUGGAGACGGUGCGGAGUGACGGGAGCAGGAGGGUGGCGUUCAAGGCGGUGUUUGAGGACCUGAACCUGCCGGCGAGGGAUCCCGCCCAGGCUAUGUUCUCGACGGAUUGUGGCACGUGGGUGUCGUUUACGGGCGUCACGUACGGGACGCAGCCGCUGGACCAGUUUGUGUUUGAGGUGGAUGCGAAGGGGCAGGUUGUGAGUAUUGAGAACCUCGCGCUGAGGGCUGUGAUGAAGAGGAGGAGGUAGUACGCGGGCGGGUGUGAACUGUGAAGAAGGUCAGGCAGGGCUGAGUGAAGUGAGUGAUGGAAAGAAGCUAAUGCGGGCUGUCUGUGUUUCAUUGUCUUGCUGCUGCUUUCACGCAGCACGCACACAUUCAUUUAUUCUGUCGGGC